AGUGAAGACAAAGCAGUAGACCUUUGACCUUGUGAUCACAGUCACCUCACGGCUCACGUGCAUCACAUCACACCCUACUAUAUUGAAAGACUGGGCCAUACUGUCUACCCACGCACGGGCACGUUGGAUGAUGUACUUGCUGUUUGCAGCGAUCGCAACUCUGUCUCUAUCGCACACGGCCACUGCGAGCUGUUGCACACCAUACAGCUACCAGCUAUCAGGCACCGGAUGGCUAGGGCAGAUCUAUCAUGUCUACCCUCAACUUUUUGCAUUGGACGACUUCAUGGUAGCCUACGACAUCAAAUCUGAGAGAGGCUUAGUCAAUAUGACAAUUAGAGACGUAACAACCGGUCAAACAAACGUAGAAACAACCUACAUUGACAAGAAAGAGAAAAAGGAAUACGUGGUCAUUAACAACAAGAUUUGCGUUGAAAUACCAGAAACUGGACGAGGAGUGGGCAACUGUUUGCCACCUGAUGCUAAGGUUGUGGCCAAGAUUUCAAUUCUCGGCCAAGUCAACUGCUCGAUUUUUACAUUUUCGACGUCGAGCGAUUCCGGCUCGAUGGACUAUCUGGGUCUGACUGCCGUGAUUGUGUCCGAAAAGUGUGUUCCAAUGGCUGCUGCCACUCUGUUCCGACAAGAAAACACAACCGCGGGGGUAGCGUCCGAGAUAGACGGUGCUAACGUGGUGCUGUACUAUGACGCCGAGGUGCUAAAGAACACUGACAUUUUAACACCCCCCAAACUAUGCUCGAAAGCAGUGAGUCUUGAGACAUCUGGAAUUUCUAGAGAUAAUCUCGUAUUUAUGCAGCUGAUGGAGGGAGUCGAGUCAUUUGAUGUCUUUACCAUCCUCAACCGUCUUACUCGGAUGUCUUCAGCUAACGAAAACAAGUCUGAUUGAGUUGAGAAACGGUGCAUUUCGUCAGAGAUUUGCUUUUGCUGAUUUCAUUGUACGCUCAUUUUGCUGGCUAGUGAGUUUCUUUGCCCUUGUGUUGAUCGAAGAUAGGUAAUUGAUCAUUUCAAUAACCACAAGACGUAAACUCUACACACAGUA
This is a messenger RNA of Corticium candelabrum, 1054 nucleotides long. RefSeq lists its product as uncharacterized. The record is from RefSeq and is a predicted model, not a curated record. Lineage: Eukaryota; Metazoa; Porifera; Homoscleromorpha; Homosclerophorida; Plakinidae. The transcript has 4 exons. The coding region runs from base 128 to 901 and encodes 257 amino acids.